This is a messenger RNA of Lodderomyces theae, 1065 nucleotides long. RefSeq lists its product as uncharacterized. Gene Ontology annotation, biological process: zinc ion import across plasma membrane. Bases 1 to 1065 code for a protein of 354 amino acids. Gene Ontology annotation, cellular component: plasma membrane. Gene Ontology annotation, molecular function: low-affinity zinc ion transmembrane transporter activity. The transcript has a single exon. Lineage: Eukaryota; Fungi; Ascomycota; Pichiomycetes; Serinales; Debaryomycetaceae. The record is from RefSeq and is a predicted model, not a curated record.
AUGGACACCAUAUACAUAAGGCGAGAUACCGCGGAUACUUGCACUAGUGAUAAUUCAUACAACGGGAAAUAUUGGCCUGCCAGAGUCUCGUCUGUUCUAGUGUUGUUUGUGGUUUCCGCUUUGGGAGCAUUUACGCCCUUGUUGGCGGCGUAUUCAACCGUAUUCAGAAUACCGGCAUAUGUUUUCGAUGCAAUCAAGUAUUUUGGAAGUGGUGUGAUUAUAGCCACUGGUUUCAUCCACUUGUUGGCGGAAGCAGCUGAGAAUUUAAGCAAUGACUGCUUGGGCUCCCCUUUUACCGAGUAUCCAUUUGCCGAGGGUAUUGCAUUGAUUGGUGUCUUUUUCAUCUUCACUUUUGACCUUGUGGCCCAUCAAAGGCUAGCUGUAAAAACUAAGGCACUUCAAGAGGAAAGCGAGCUUGGUCUUUCCUCGAUGGAAUUUGUAGCAUUUGGAGGUAGAUGCAAUCGGUGUCCACAAGACGAGGGGCAAGGAUCAGUCUUGUCCAUCAAACACACAGAUGGAUCAACGGAAAUCAGGGAAGCGGAGAACACGCAAGACUUGUCCAAGCUUGAGAGCAUGUACCAAAAGAUUUUGAACUGCGUGGUGCUUGAGUGUGGUAUUGUUUUACAUUCGGUAUUUGUAGGGUUGUCAGUAACCAUAGCAGGAGAUGAUUUUAUUUCCCUUUACAUUGCAAUCUGUUUCCAUCAGUUUUUUGAAGGCUUGGGUCUUGGCACAAGGUUUGCAACGACUCAGUGGCCAACGCGGAAACGGUACGUUCCGUGGGUCAUGGCACUUGCGUACAGUUUGACCACACCGAUUGCAGCCGCCAUUGGAUUGGUUGUGCGCCAAAGCUACCCCUCUGGCUCGCGAACAGCGUUGAUUACUACGGGGGUUUUUGAUGCUGCUUGUGGAGGCAUAUUAAUUUACAAUAGCAUUGCCGAGUUGAUGGCAUAUGAUUUCAUGUAUUCUGGGGAUUUUAAGAAUAAGCCAAUCAAAAAGAUUGUGAUUGCAUUUUUGUAUUUAAGCUUGGGUGCAUUUGCAAUGGCCCUAAUUGGAAAGUGGGCAUAA